Hansenula anomala is the source of this 150-nucleotide messenger RNA. RefSeq lists its product as uncharacterized. The transcript has a single exon. The record is from RefSeq and is a predicted model, not a curated record. Lineage: Eukaryota; Fungi; Ascomycota; Saccharomycetes; Phaffomycetales; Wickerhamomycetaceae. Bases 1 to 150 code for a protein of 49 amino acids.
AUGUGUGAGGGAAAGAAAUCAUCGCUUUCUAGCAUGGAUUCUGACUUAGAGGCGUUCAGCCAUAAUCCAGCGGAUGGUAGCUUCGCGGCAAUGCCUGAUCAGACAGCCGCAAAAACCAAUUAUCCGAAUGAACGGUUCCUCUCGUACUAA